Messenger RNA from Arabidopsis thaliana (thale cress), 531 nucleotides. RefSeq names its product COP1-interacting protein-like protein. The record is from RefSeq and is marked reviewed. NCBI's taxonomy places the organism in Eukaryota, Viridiplantae, Streptophyta, Magnoliopsida, Brassicales, Brassicaceae. The transcript has 4 exons. Bases 1 to 531 code for a protein of 176 amino acids.
AUGUCCCGAAUCAACGAAUCUCAAUGCGUCUUUGUGAAGACUAGUAUUGAUACUCGUAUGGGGCUUCUCCUUGACAGUGAUGAUAGUGUAUCUGCUUUCAAAGACAAAAUCUGCAAAGAACAUGAACAGUGUUUCCCAAGUGUUGGCAACAUCACUAUUUCUGCCUUGAAGGUUAACUUGGGUGGUAAUGAUUAUCACUUGUCGGAUUGUAUGAUUUUGAAAACCGCUCUUCAAGGCCUCAGUAACAAGGACUGGUUUCUAUCUGUCCACCUCGUACGUGUCGAGGAGAAGGAAAUGAGAAAAAGUAAAUCAGAAAGUGACAACAAAAGUAGAAAGAAACCCUCCUCAUCAAAAGCAAAAGGCCUUGAAAGUGGUGAGGGAAAUGUCACUAGGAUGGGAGAGAAUCAGCAAAUUUGUGAUGCAGAUCAAGAGGAACCUGUAGAUGGAGAUGAAGAAAUGAAGAAGACAAUAGCCAAAGCGUGGACGGAUGCUAGGUCAGGCAAAGCAGCAGAUCCUUUAAAAGGACAAUGA